UUAAUUUCUUUAUCAAACUUUAUUUUCUAGUCUAUAUAUAUACAUAUAUAUAUAUAUAUAUACAUGUGUAUAUGCCCACAGUUAUACGAAAUUUAUCACCCUCUACAAUCUCCCACCCACCUUCCUCCAUUUUCGUUUCUCUGGAAAAACAAGAACAAAUUUCUCAAAAAAAAAAAAAGGAACAAAUUAAGAAAGGGUCACUUAGGAAGAAACCGUGAUGGAGGGUAUUUCUACGACCGUGUACAAGGGUUUGAGAGGGUACUGGAAGAGGAGAGGAUACGUCAAGCUAAAUGGUCCUAGACGGGCACGGCGGAGCAGGGUGGAGCUGGGUUCCACUCGGCGGAAGAGGUUCUGGAGGAUCAGGGUCAAAGCAAAGCUGAGAAUACCUUCGCCCAAGAAGUUCUUUGUCUGGCUACGUGAUGCCUACGUGAAAAUGAUGCUAGGGCUAGCCAACUCCAGGAUGGUUAGUACUGGUAACAGAGGAGCCAUAGUUGAUCAUGGGAUUGCAGCCAUUGGGAAACGUCCGCUGAAAGAGUAUGACGAGAAAAUGAUCGUUGAGAUCUACAAAUCCUUGGUGAUGGCGCAAGGUCAGCUGGUGCCGCGGGAGGCAGGGACGCUUAGAUCAAUUGUUUGUCAACGGUGAAAUCAGGAAAAAGUAAUAAGGAAAGGGUUUAUUUUUACGCAUUGGAUUAUUUUCGCCAAAAACUUGCGGUGAAAGGAUUAGCUC
Messenger RNA from Durio zibethinus, 727 nucleotides. RefSeq lists its product as uncharacterized. Lineage: Eukaryota; Viridiplantae; Streptophyta; Magnoliopsida; Malvales; Malvaceae. The record is from RefSeq and is a predicted model, not a curated record.